UCCCUUUCCUCUCUCUCCCCCAGCGCCGACGCUCGAAGGCACCAAAGCUCACGCAGCGCCGCCGCUCCGCUCCUCCACCUUGAGCGCCAGCGGCAGAGGCAGCCAUGGCCGUCGGGAAGAACAAGCGCAUCUCGAAGGGGAGGAAGGGCAGCAAGAAGAAGAUCGUCGAUCCCUUCACCAAGAAGGAGUGGUACGACAUCAAGGCGCCGCUGAUCUUCUCGACCCGCAACGUCGGGAAGACCCUCGUCUCCAGGACCCAGGGCACCAAGAUUGCUUCUGAGGGUCUGAAGCACAGGGUUUUCGAGGUAUCCCUUGCUGAUCUUCAGGCUGAUGAGGAUCAGGCUUACAGGAAGAUCAGACUCCGUGCUGAGGACGUGCAAGGGAAGAACGUCCUCACAAACUUCUGGGGCAUGGAUUUCACCACCGACAAGCUCAGGUCGCUUGUCAGGAAGUGGCAGACACUCAUUGAGGCUCAUGUGGAUGUCAAGACAACGGAUAACUACAUGCUUCGCAUGUUUUGCAUCGGCUUCACCAAGAGGCGCCCAAAUCAAGUGAAGCGCACCUGCUAUGCGCAGAGCAGCCAAAUCCGUCAGAUCCGCCGCAAGAUGGUUGAGAUCAUGGUCAACCAGGCAACCAGCUGUGACCUAAAGGAGCUUGUGCAGAAGUUCAUCCCUGAGGUGAUUGGGAAGGAGAUCGAGAAGGCAACAUCGAGCAUCUUCCCCCUGCAGAGUGUGUUUGUACGCAAGGUGAAGAUCCUGAAGGCGCCGAAGUUCGACCUUGGAAAGCUCAUGGAGGUCCACGGCGACUAUAAGGAGGAUGUUGGCAUGAAGGUCGACAGGCCUGCUGAAGGAGAUGAGGCCAUCAUCCCUGGAGCGGAGGAUGUUGCUGCUGCUGCUGAGUAGAGGAUCACCUUUUGGGUGCUUCAACUUUUAGAUGUGGUUAUGGAUGAUGGUGGUUUAAACGAAAUGUUUAGUUUUAAUUUCUGCAUGAGCACAAAUAUUUUGCCUCUGUUAUGAAUUUUGAGAUUAUGCCACUGCAAGUUUGUGGCACGUUAGAAAAAUUGCUAUUGAAAAAA
Messenger RNA from Brachypodium distachyon (stiff brome), 1075 nucleotides. Its product is annotated as 40S ribosomal protein S3a. Gene Ontology annotation, cellular component: ribosome; cytosol. Gene Ontology annotation, biological process: translation. NCBI's taxonomy places the organism in Eukaryota, Viridiplantae, Streptophyta, Magnoliopsida, Poales, Poaceae. The transcript is spliced from 6 exons. Gene Ontology annotation, molecular function: structural constituent of ribosome. The coding region runs from base 105 to 902 and encodes 265 amino acids. The record is from RefSeq and is a predicted model, not a curated record.